Molecule: messenger RNA, 390 nt
Organism: Rotaria socialis
Lineage: Eukaryota; Metazoa; Rotifera; Eurotatoria; Philodinida; Philodinidae
Source: the annotation of a GenBank genome assembly
AUGCCUGAAAUUACUAAAGAUUUAUCUUUUCGACGUAUUCUUGAUUCUUUAAAAUUAACACCAAAACAUCGUCUAGUUGAAUUCGGAGAUAUAUGGGCUGAAAUAUUUCUUUGGUGUUUUAUGACUUCAAUUGUCGUUCAUUUAAUUGCGACCAUAGUUGCCAUUAUAUCAUUAAGAAGUCAUAAAAUUGGACGUUGGUACUCAAUAGUUAUCAUUCUAGCUGGGAUUAUAACUCCCAUUGUUCCAUCAGCUCUUACUAGUGCACUUCUUUCAGCUAUAUUUUAUGCUGCUUCAGUUGAAAUAAAACCUUUCUUUUGUUUCAUACUUGGCGUUGGACAAACUGGCGUUAUACUCUUCUUCUCUUUUCUAAAAAUCUUAUCUACAUUAUAA